UCAUACUCUCGUCUUGAUUGGCUGGUUUCACGUUGCUGCUGAUGUGGUGUUCUGAAGCUAGCACAGCUGUUUCUUCUUUUUACCUGCAGUCUUCGAUAUACAACGCAUUUCGCAUCCUCAAAAAUAAUGCCUUACUUUCAGACUUGGGAGGAGUUUGCUCGGGCAGCCGAAAAACUAUAUCUAGCGGAUCCCAUGAAGGUCAGAGUGGUAAUAAAGUACAGACAUUGCGACGGCAAAAUGUGCAUUAAAGUGACAGACAAUUCCGUGUGUUUACAGUACAAGACAGACCAGGCUCAAGAUGUGAAGAAGAUCGAGAAACUGCACGGGAAACUGAUGAGACUGAUGGUGUCCAAAGAGACGCACAGUAGCGCCAUGGAGACGGACUAGAGUAGUCGAGUUGGAUUACCGCUGUUUGGACUGAGUUCAAUGUGGUUGUUGGGAGUACAGCACAGAACAGAACCACUUCAGUGGGACUGAUGGAGAAUCUGUAUGGGAAGAGUAACAGGGGAGAAAGGAGCUGGAUGCAUACGUUUAUUCAUUAUAGUCAGAGAUGGGAUUUCUAUAUGUCGUUUGUACAGUCAUCUCAGGAUUUUAAAAUGAUACUCUCAGUUAUCCUGCUUCUCUACUCAUGACAUAAGAUCACAUCUCUGUGUAUGAAUGUGAAGAUGAGCAAAAUAAGAGGUACGGGCCUAUUGUGCGAAAUGGACAAAUGUGCUGCACAUUUAGCAGCAUUGGCACCUUCGUUUGUUUUGAGGAGCUGUCAGAAAUUUUUGAUUUUCAAGCAAGAUUAUCAAUGAAGAUGUUGCAAGGCUCUUCACAAAUACUUCUAUUUUAAAUUUUACUUGGCUCUUAAUUUUGACCCUUAUAUGGACACAGCUGAAUCCUGACUUUCUAAUUUUCUUAGACUUCAUCUUUUAAGGUGUUUGCUGACAAUUUUGUCUUCAAUAAACAUGAAUUCACUCAAGU
Molecule: messenger RNA, 966 nt
Organism: Corythoichthys intestinalis (scribbled pipefish)
Lineage: Eukaryota; Metazoa; Chordata; Actinopteri; Syngnathiformes; Syngnathidae
Gene: srp9
Product: signal recognition particle 9
Exons: 3
Coding region: 127-387 (86 amino acids)
Biological process (GO): SRP-dependent cotranslational protein targeting to membrane; negative regulation of translational elongation
Cellular component (GO): signal recognition particle, endoplasmic reticulum targeting
Molecular function (GO): 7S RNA binding
Source: RefSeq, a predicted model, not a curated record